GCGGACGGUUCACGAUUAGUUUAACACAAAGUGGAUGCGAAGAUAUUUUUUCUACUGGAAUAUUUUACGGUGUGCUGCAAUUUUUCUGCCGGACUUGCACCAUUGAACGUCGUGAUAAAAGGUCAAAAUUCGACUGGUGAAGUGAUCAGCAAGCGAAAAGUUUUUAGAAUGUGGACCGCUGAAGCAUUAAAAUGAGUGAAAUUUUCAAGGCCCUCUUGAGAUUGUGUGAUUUUUAAAACCAUCCGUCGCAGAAAAGGUUGUGCUGAGAGCAUAAGCUGAAAAAGGUAUUCCAUGAAUGCCAAAUGCUUCUUCACUACGGAACCAGUGUGUUAUAAUUAAAAUGUCAAUAUCCAGUUGACAUGAGGAGUUUCGAUCAUCAGCUUCAAAAGUAGCAGCAGCAGCAGCAGCAGUAGCUUCAUCCCAACCCGGUUUCUGCUUCCAAGCCAACCAACAUCAACAUCAACGAAACGAGUUUUCCAAACAAGAGAAGCGAGUCGUCGCGAACUGGGUCUCAGACCACUUUGGUGAUACUAGUGUAGUAGUAGUGGCUAGUAGUGCUUAAUCGUAGUCAUUCUGGCGUUGAGCCGCGCAGCAGCAACAAACGACAGCACCGAACCUGGAACCAAGUUCCCAACCGACCUGAACCAUAUCCAGCCCGACAACAGGCUUCAAGUGUAGAGUAAAUCAGGAAUUACCGUGUAGAGGAGAAAAAAAUAAUAAAUAUGAUUGUGAGAAGUGGUAUGGCAGCUUCGAUGCAGAUGUAUUAAGGCGCUGAGCCGAGUUUUGAAUCGGUGUAAGUAAGCGAUUGCACCUUCCUCAGACUGGUAGUAGCCUGUCUGGUUGCAUGAGUCUCCAACCGGGCGCAUGUGUGUCAGUGCAGUGAGAAAUUGGUAGUCGAGCCUGCCGCCUAUACAAGCAUCACGUCCAGCGAGGUACGUACGGCACGGAACGGCACGGCACGUUGGGUUCAUGAAGUGAGGGCGGUGAAGCAGUGCAGCGUGGAGAGCAGACGAGACGAGUGCCGCGAGUGGAAUGGGAAUGAAAAAAAAUCGGUGGCUCAGUUCAGUUCGGUACUCUCCGGCGCGGUGUGAAGGUACACAGUGAUUGCAAUUAUUAAUUUGUUCCGGCCCGGGUUGGUAAAAGUCUGAGCAAUUGGUUAAAAAGCAACUGAUCGCAAAGUUGCUGUUUUAAGUGAAGUGAAUUCUGCAUCCAUUUGAUAGAAUUGUGCUCUCUGAAAAAAAAAUGUAAAUUUUCUCCAGUGCAAGUGAAAUAAGAGAGAGGUAGGGAAGCGACUACCUUCGGACGUUUAAUCUGUUUUAGUGCCAAUGUACCAAAACGUGCAUUCGAAAUUUGUCCCUAAUGGAAGCAGCUAGAAGUGUUGCAAGGACCAAGUGCGCUACAUCAUCGUAUAAACCGGCUGCUAAUCUGCUGUCCGUUUUAUCUAGUGUCCUCGACGGAAAAGCCGAAGGUGAAGGUGUCAAGUGUUGUUCUGGUGACACCAUCAGUGCGGGUGAUUGCCCCGAGAAGUGUGCAGGCCCAUAGUGUCACGACCGGUGGCCACAAGAAAAGCGAAGCGCAGUGUUUUGUGCCAACCUGGUGCGCAGCGAAACGUGCAAAAACCGAGCACGGAAAGCUAGGGGUGACAAUAGGGAGCAUCAAGCAGCGGCUAUCCAAGUGGCAACAGUUUAUGGCCAACACUUUGUCGACGACGAAAAUGACCAAUCCAAUUCGCGGGCUCGUCAGUAAGCGGCGGAUACGCUACAUCCAAGAUGGAUUUGAUCUGGAUCUCACAUAUAUUAAUGAUCGAAUCAUCGCCAUGGGUUACCCGGCUGAGCAGCUGGAAUCACUGUACCGUAAUAAGAUCGAGGACGUGCAAAAGAUGCUAGAGAAGAAUCAUGCUGGAUGCUAUAAGAUCUACAACCUUUGCUCGGAGCGGAACUAUAACCACGAGCGCUUUCCGUGCUACUCCGGGUAUCCUUUUAAGGACCACAACCCACCGGACAUCGAACUGAUCAAUUCGUUCUGCAAAGACGUUGACGAUUACUUACGAGCGGAUAGUAAAAAUGUUGUAGCCGUACACUGCAAAGCUGGCAAAGGAAGAACAGGUACCAUGAUAUGCUGCUACCUGUUGUACAGCCGGCAAUUCAAUACGGCCGCUGAGGCGCUUCACUACUACGGCCAGAGGCGCACCAGGGACAGUAAGGGCGUUACGAUUCCGUCCCAACGACGAUACGUCGAGUACUACGCGACACUGCUUAGGAGCAGUGAAACCUACCGCCCGGUGACGUUAUACAUUUGCGAAAUACGACUGUCGCACCCGAUUAACGUUAAGGAAGGCACGAUCACCGUUAAGGGACAAAACCCGUUGCCACUGCCGGAGUUUAAACGUGUCGAUGACAGCUUAGUGACGAAGCUUGACUAUUGCAUGCCACUGGCCGGGGAUGUUAAAAUCGAAUUUGUCAAAAGUUUGGUUUUGCGCAAAGAGAAACGAUGUCACUUUUGGUUUAAUACGUAUUUUGUGGAUAAGAUGGCGUCAAAAGACGCCGAAGGAAAUUUGUUGCUAACACUUAGCAAAUCGGAAAUCGAUGAUGCUCACAAGGAUAAGCAGCAUAAGGAGUACCCUAGUAAUUUUACGGUAAAAAUGGUCCUCCGAAGGGUACCACCGGGUAAAUAUUCAGACAAUGUUAGUCUGAAAAAGUGUCAUUCACCGGUGGACCCCGUGACGAACUCACCCAUUAUCAAGUGCAACAUGGAAAAUAACAGCACGCAACAGCACCUACCGCACUCGCAGCCACAACCGCAACAUCAGCAGAGAUUGUUUCAGCAAUCCUUGGGACAGAAUCCCAUUGCUCACCACCGACAGCUGAACAGUGAACCGUACUGGCCGACGGUAACCAAUUAUCAGAACCUAAAUUGUAUCGACGGGAACAUCAAGUCGGGGGUUCAUGGCGCGCAGUGCAACCAUCAUCAGCCGCAAAUUUCCACGCAACAGCAGCAAAUUUCCCAGACAAUGCUUCACGACCAGCGGUGUGACAUGUGCGAAGAAUACGAAAACAAUCAUUGUGUGGAGUACUCGGAAACGUCCAGCUCGGAGUCAUCCACCGAGGAGGAAGGCUGGGAUUCCGGGUCCGUUAUCAACAGCAUACGUCACCACCAUCAAUCCAUCACUACAGCCACCACUAUUACCACCACCACAACCACCACCACCUCCACUGCGUCCAACAACGGCAACAACGAUAACGAUAGUCGCAAUAAAAUCCCUGCUGCCGGCCAUCGGCAGCAACAGUUCUAUCAUCCACCCCAUCAUCAACGAAAUCAUCAUCCCUGUGAUGAGGACGAUCCGCAUGGUAAUGUUCCGAGCUCGAGUCGAGUGGCUUCGUCGAUCGCUUCUUGUCCGCAUGAGUUGCCAUCGUCGGUAUCCCCGCCGGUGUCGACUAGCACGAUGAAAUCGCCUAUCCGAAAGUCGGCCUCGGCGGUGGAAUCGGUGGUCACCAGCGCCGCCCACAAACUCAACAGCAAACUGCGCCGAAUGUCAACUAAUGCGAUUCUUAGUUUAAGUGCUCAUGCUAGCAGUAACCAUAAUUGUAAGUCUAACAAUAAACCCGGUACGAAUGACAACGGUAACAGCAGCAAAAGCAGCAAUGUCAACGGUAGUAGUACCAAUAAAUGUGAUAUUUUCAAUCUAAUGUCGCGCUCUGCAGUGAAUGCCCAGCAUCAGCAACAGCAGCAGCAGCAAAAACAACAGCCAAUCAAUAGUCAAGGGUCAAACCCUUCAAGUCCGGUAGCAAGCCCCGUUAAAGUGGUAGGCCGUAGCAUAAGUAAUGAUCCUAGUGCUGUUGCUGGUUCAACUACAGCCAAUGAUCAACCGAGACGCGAUUCGCUGCCCAUCAUCGGCGGUCUACUGUCGUCGUUCUCGUCCUCGUCGGUAUCAUCCUCGAACUCAUCCUCACUUUCCUCGUCCACGUUCGGAACGGGUAGCACCAACCAUGGUCCGCCAUUGUUUAGCACCCAAUCCGGACAUCAUAAGCACCAUAAACUGCACGCGUUAUUUUCCGUUAGUUCCUGUUACAAUGGUUCCUCUGGUCGGGAUCCUGGCGAUAACGACGAUAUCGAAGAGGAUGGUUGUCAUAAGAAUAGAAGCGGUGGAGGCGGCAUCGGCGGCUGCGUCGGCGGCAUCGAUGGUGAUGACGAUGAUGAUGCUGACGAUGACGAUGGACGUGACAUCAGUGUCGUUGGCGGCGGUGGCGAACGGCGUAAAGCUGCUGGCGGCUGCGGUGGGGCCAGCAACAGCGAUAGCGGUCGAAGCAGUACCGAAAUUGUGCCCGAGACAAACGGCACGGACCACCAUGUCUGUGCUGGGUCCGGUUAAGAGAAUCUAGUGCUCUAAGAUUGUCAUGUACGAGUGGAAAAUUUUCGACAGAAUAAAUGGUUCUGGAUUUUUUUUUAAAUGAGAACGAACUACGCUAGUUUGACUGACGGAUUUGUGGUUUUUUGCACAUUGAUUUAAUUUUGCUUGUGAUGUGAACUCCAAGCUUAUUUGUUUUUAAAAUUACAAAUAGAGACAUUUGGGUUGAUUCGUCUAUAGCACCAUCUAUGAGUAAAAACUAGUUUUGAAAUCAACUGAUUACGUUUUUUUGCUUUUAAUGAAGUCCACAGUUUUUGACGAAUCAUUAUUCUACCAUUAAAGGGGACCCUAAACAGGAAAGUUAGUUAUGAUUUUAAAAAAAUUGAAUUAUUUCCAAUUUGGUAUGAAGCUUUUAUCUCAGAUCCUAACUGGUUAAUCCUGUAUGAAAUUAUUUUUUCGUUAUCCAAAGAGUAAUUUUGGAAAUGCUUUGAAGUUUAGAAUCUUUUAUUUGAAAUCACAACGAAUUGAAAGCUUUAGGUUGGCCAUUAUACUCUUUUAAAUUAACAAGAAUAUCUGUAAUGUGUUUUAAUUAAUAUGGAGGAGUUAUACAGUGAGUUUUUUCACGUUGGUUCGUGUCAAGGUUCGUUCUCGUUAUCAACAUAAAAUUAUGCGAUUCAUGCGGUUAUUUUUCACUGCAUUAUCAACGAUCAGUGUUCGAUUCCCAAGAACCAACUGCAUAACUUUUGAUUUAUUUUGUCAAAUUAGAUGGUUGAGUGACAACAAAUCAUCGUAUCCUUUUGUGAACGGUAAUAUAAUUACUUCGUACAGACAAGAAAAAAGGAAUAUUUCAUAAGUUCGUAAAUAUAACAUCCCCUGAUGGUGGACGAUUAAUAUUACAUAGAUUUCGAAGAGUAAGCUUUGGUCAGAAAGAGGUCAGAACGAUCGAUAAAAGUAAGGAAAAAAGAAGCGCGAUUUGUGAUAACCGAAAAGUACGAAAAUGAAUUUUGCGAAUCACUUGCUGCAAACACGCAAGUGUUAGUCGACAGUUUCGUAGGCUAAAAUAGAUUUUUAAAACAAAACUUUAACUUUAGUAUUUGCAAAACUAUUCGAGCCCUGCUUUUUCAGCACAGCUGGUUCCGAAGCUAGAGAUCCUUCACACAGAAGUUGAAUGGUGCAAAAUGGCUUUUAUUGCGCGUGAAUUCAAUUCCGCAUUUGGUAUGAAUUCACCAGUUGAGUUUACUGAAAACAUCCUAAAGCAUUUGAAUUUGAUCAAAAUCGAUCUUGUAACAAGGUUUUAUCCGAUGCACCGUUGAACGUGUGUGUGAAGAGCGAAUAUUUGCAGAGCGAUUUUUUAAUGUCGGUUACUACUUACAAUUUCAGAAUAGCUAGGAGUUUAAAGUGUCGUCCGCAUUUGGGCGGACCUUUGAUAGAGCUAUGGAAAGUAAUUUCAUUAGGUAUUAGUUUGCCAUUUGGGUGCUACUCUCAGUGGUAGGAAUCACCAUCGAAAACAACAAACAGAAAUAGAAAUAACAACAAACAAAUAGCAGAUGCAAAUUGUUUAUACUUAAUACCUGCUUUUGCUGUUGAAUAAAAGUGAACGUCGGAUAACCAUAAUCUAUUGGCAUUUUGUAGCACACAUUUUGGAACAUUCGGAACGAAAUAAAAUUAGAAAAUUUUGCAUGGAAAGUAUCUAAAACAAAAAUCUGUCAUAGGCGCAAAUGAAAUUAAUGUUUUGCGAUAAACGAUUAAAUGUUUGGAAGAAAUAACCCAUAUAUUGUAGCAUCAUAAGACAUCUCUUUUCGGCAUAAACAGUGACAACACUAGGCUAUUCUAGGCGAGAAUAGUGACAAACAGUAAUUAAUCCGACAAAAAUGAAACCAACACAUAGGAUUCAACUAACAAAAAUCGCCCGUCAAAAAAUGACCGUCAGUUCUUAGAUGUUUCGACGUAGCAGCAAAUGAAAACGAAGUAUUUUAUUGUACUAAAUUAGUAGACAUACUACAAAGCUACAUUACAAAAAAAAAGCAUCAACAGGAUAGGAAACUUGAAGUUUGUUCAUAAGCGGCAUCAACAAAAUCAACUAAUCCAACAUUUAUUGUCCACCAGCGCGAAGAAUGAAUUUCCCUUACAGGAGGAAAACAUUGAGGAGGAAAAUAAAAAGUACAAAUAAAUGUUAAG
Messenger RNA from Sabethes cyaneus, 6523 nucleotides. RefSeq lists its product as uncharacterized. The transcript is spliced from 9 exons. The record is from RefSeq and is a predicted model, not a curated record. The coding region runs from base 1688 to 4369 and encodes 893 amino acids. NCBI's taxonomy places the organism in Eukaryota, Metazoa, Arthropoda, Insecta, Diptera, Culicidae. Gene Ontology annotation, biological process: regulation of phosphatidylinositol 3-kinase/protein kinase B signal transduction; phosphatidylinositol 3-kinase/protein kinase B signal transduction; cell motility. Gene Ontology annotation, cellular component: plasma membrane; cell projection; nucleus. Gene Ontology annotation, molecular function: protein tyrosine phosphatase activity; phosphatidylinositol-3,4,5-trisphosphate 3-phosphatase activity; protein tyrosine/serine/threonine phosphatase activity.